Phragmites australis (common reed) is the source of this 879-nucleotide messenger RNA. RefSeq lists its product as uncharacterized. NCBI's taxonomy places the organism in Eukaryota, Viridiplantae, Streptophyta, Magnoliopsida, Poales, Poaceae. The transcript has 12 exons. The coding region runs from base 178 to 879 and encodes 233 amino acids. The record is from RefSeq and is a predicted model, not a curated record.
AAUCAAGAUGCUACUAUCAUUUAAUUGAAACAAAAAACAAUAUCUUUGGAAGAAAGACAAGUAGAUCAGAGGAGCUUAGAUGAUUCUGUGCAUACAGCUCAAGAAACUAUCUAUGUUGAUGGGCCAAAUUCGAAUAGAAAAAGAGUGUACUGUCACCCUGAAAGUCCAGAGUCUAGCAUGAUUGAACGCCAUAACGAUACGAGGUGGCAAAGUGAUGAUGAAUAUGAGGAUUUACAGCGGCCAAACAAAUAUUCUACUGCACUCAAGAACAAAAGGGAAAUGAUACAGAAUGACAUUGCACAACAAGCAAAAAAACAUUAUGUUGCACAAAAGAGCAAGGAAAAUAAUGCCCCUGAUGAUGUCAAUAGGCUGCGAGCCUCCAGAGAAUUUACUGAAACACACAAUGCCAGGGCUUCACAUUUUCAAGAUGUUGUUAGCUUGGACAAAAACAAGAAUACUAAUACCUACAAGGUUGCAGACUUGGAAACACCUUCAUUUUGCUCAAAUCGUGAAGGUUCUCAUUACCAGGGAAAUAAUACCUCAAAAAGAGCCUAUGCAGCCAAGCAUGCUACUAAACAACAGCAUGGGACAAGCUCUAGAUUACCAACCAAUUCAAUGGCGGCCGGCACUGCAGUGUUUUUGAAGAGCUUGAAAAGUCAAAGUAAAAAAGUUGCCGUUGCUACUGUCCAAAGUUGUGAUCCAACACAAAAAUUUGAUGGUGUUGCCAUAGGAAAUCAAUUUUGGUUAGUUCGUGUCAGUAUUGUUAUAGCAGAUGAUGAAGUAUUGGUACGGCCAUAUAAAAAUUACAAGUUUAUGGGUGAUGCACUAGGAGCCCAUAUUGCUUGGCCUGCAAAUUUGAUUGAAAAGGCAAAUUGGUGA